GGAGCUAUGCUCCUGACUUAUACUGUUAGUUGUAAAAAUUUUUGUUGUAGAAUUUUCGGGAGAUCCUAGUUACAGGGGAGGUUCUGCCGAAAUUUCUGCAAAUAUGUCAACAUUUUAAAAAAAAAUGAAAAAAAAAUGAAUGACAUGAAAUCAAUGUUCAUUUGGAGGCUUACGGGAAUGUGAGAAUGGUUCGUACCCGUGCCGGUCACCCUUUAUUUUGGGGCGUGACAUAACAUGAUGCAACCUUCAACAAAGUUACAGAGAUUGACCAUCAACCAUUAUGGUGGCCGGAGCUUUCCAAAUUGGGUUGGAGAUUCUUCAUAUACAAAUGUUACCUUUUUAUGCAUAAGCAAUUGCAAAGAUUGCUCAUCACUUCCACCAUUGGGACAAUUACCUUCUCUUAAAAAGCUUUCAAUUCAAGAAAUGACUUCUAUAAAGAUAGUUGGGCAUGAGUUCUAUUGCAAUCAAACAAAGUCCUCUCCAUUUCAUCCAUUCCCGUCAUUGGAAAGUCUAAAAUUUGAAAAUAUGCUAGCUUGGGAGCAAUGGUUACCAUUUGAAGGUGAGGGUACCGAAUUUCCUUUUCAUAGUCUCAAACAUCUGCAUUUGAAUAAUUGUCCUAAGCUGAGGGGAGACGUGCCCAACAAGCUUCCAUCAUUGAGAAAGGUUGAUAUAUUACACUGCAAUCAGUUGGGAGCUAAAUUAUCAGCAUUGAAAUGGAUUACUUCAAUUCAAAAAUUGAAUGUUAACCAAGGGGGAAAGGACUUCUUGAGGGCUAUUGAAAAUGAUUCACUAGACUCAAUGAAACGUCUAAGAAUCAUUAAUUGUUCCAACUUGCAAUUUUUGCCCAGAAUGAUGCCGGGUUGUCAAUACCUUCAAAAAUUGUAUCUCAAAAGUAUCCCAUCCAUAGAGUCCUUCACAAUUGAUGGUUUGCCCAUUUCAUUGCGACGACUCAAAAUUGAAGAUUGUGGGAAAUUAGAACUCCCACCUCGGAAUCUUGGCAAAACUACACUAGACUUGAAUAUUUGCUGAUUAGAAAUAGUUGUGAUUCCUUGACAUCCUUUCCAUUAGGUUGUUUUCCUAAGCUUAAAAUUUUGGUGGUUGAAAGUUGUCGUGAUUUGGUAACCUUUACACAAGUUAGGGGGUCUUCUCCUACCUUAGAAUCUCUUGUUCUCUCAGAUUGCAAACAACUCAGAUCAAUGUCUGAAGUGCAGAUUGAUUCCCUCGUUACCCUUAAAUACUUCUCUCUUUCUCAGCUUCCGAAUUUGGAAUCAUUGCCUCAAUGUGGUUUGCCUUCUAACUUGCAAUCAUUUUUCAUUGUUGACUGUGAGCGACUAUCUUCCGUGCCUAUAAAAGACUGGGGUUUCCAACGGUUGGCUUCUCUCUCAGGACUUCAGGUUAAAGGUGAUGGAAGUGAAAGGAUUCUCUGUAAUUUAUUGAAGCAUCAAUUAUUGCCCACUUCUCUCAUGCGUAUCGACAUAUGCGAUUUCUCCAAUCUUAAAUUGUUAGAUGGAAAAGGGCUUCGAUGCAUUACUUCUUUAGAAGAGCUUUACAUCUCAGACUGUCCACAGCUUGAAUCCUUGCCAGAAGAUGAGCUGCCAUCCUCUCUUUUGGAGCUGAAUAUCUCUGGUUGCCCUAAAUUACUUAAAAGGUAUGAUUUUCAAAGAGGACGACACUUGUCCAAGAUUGCUCAUAUUCCUACUGUACAAAUACAUGGCAAAUAUUAUGAUCCUUGGGAAGCAUCACAAGAAUGUACUAGGCUUUCAAUGGACGAAGGUGAGGGAAGCAGUAUAACUCUUGAGCUUCCAAAUAGAAGAGAUCUAUUGGAAGCAAAAAGCAAGUUAAAAGAAAUGAAAGGGGAUCAGGACGAUUUGCGACUGUUUUGGUAGAGAGGCUGCUGGCUCUGAGAAGAUGAGGAAGCAGUAAAAAAGAGACAGAUAUGAUAUGUAGCGAAUGUAGAUAAGAAGCUAACUCAGUUGCUGAAGCUUAGCAACAGUUCUGUUUUUUUUUAAAUGUUAAAUGAAUUUUUUUUUUUAUUGAAGAAUGUAAAAGGAUUUCAAUGGAUCUGAUUCUUUGUUAGACUUGCAUAAUUACCUAAAUUGUAGAUAUGAAAGUAUAAUUUGAGAUUCACCUUGAAGAAUUUUUCUUAAGGUUUUAUGCCAUCCAUAAAUU
Molecule: messenger RNA, 2169 nt
Organism: Prosopis cineraria
Lineage: Eukaryota; Viridiplantae; Streptophyta; Magnoliopsida; Fabales; Fabaceae
Product: putative disease resistance protein At3g14460
Exons: 4
Coding region: 1197-1886 (229 amino acids)
Source: RefSeq, a predicted model, not a curated record